AUGUGGUAUGAACCAUACCCCUCACCUCCCAUCCUCUCUACUCAUCAGCUUGAAACCCAACUCACCAAUAAUCCUCAAAAAUCCAGUAAACACAUUCUGAACGCCCAAGUGGCCAUCCGCUCUCCUUGCUGCAAAAAAUGGUUCGACUGCGCCGAAUGCCACCAAGAACAAGAAUCGCACUCGCUCACCAAAACCACUGAAAUGGUCUUCGCCUGCAAGAAGUGCAAGAAAUGUUUCCGGAAGGACGCGACGGAGUUUGAUGAGAGUGACGAAUACUGCCCGCACUGCGAUAACCAUUUCGUGAUUGACGCUGUGACGCCGACGCCCACGUUGCAGGUCGAGGGUGAAGAUGCGAGAAUUGAUGCCAGAAUGCUCAAAGACGACCGUGUUCGCGGACACCAGGAACGCUCCAUCUUCAACUUCAAGGAUAUUUCCGAUCGCUUGGGUUAGACGCCAGACCCUGAAACGAGGGGUCGAUGAACGAGUUUUACGAAAUUAUGCAUACACACUACUACACUUUACCUAAAUAAUUCCUGUAUAUCACCUGGAACCUAGAGCUUCAUAUAUAUAUCCGGAGCACAUCUGCAUUACAGUAUAACGGAGUUUAUUUUCGUGAAAAA
Messenger RNA from Aspergillus eucalypticola CBS 122712, 620 nucleotides. Its product is annotated as CHY zinc finger protein. The record is from RefSeq and is a predicted model, not a curated record. NCBI's taxonomy places the organism in Eukaryota, Fungi, Ascomycota, Eurotiomycetes, Eurotiales, Aspergillaceae. Bases 1 to 450 code for a protein of 149 amino acids. Gene Ontology annotation, cellular component: mitochondrial intermembrane space. Gene Ontology annotation, molecular function: zinc ion binding. The transcript has 5 exons. Gene Ontology annotation, biological process: protein import into mitochondrial intermembrane space.